Molecule: messenger RNA, 516 nt
Organism: Saccostrea echinata
Lineage: Eukaryota; Metazoa; Mollusca; Bivalvia; Ostreida; Ostreidae
Product: putative nuclease HARBI1
Exons: 1
Coding region: 1-516 (171 amino acids)
Source: RefSeq, a predicted model, not a curated record
AUGGCAGUUUGUGAUUCCAGGACACAAUUUACUAACAUAGUUGCCAAGUGGCCUGGUUCAUCACACGAUGCUUUUGUGUGGACAAAUUCAACACUUAGUGAUCUUUUUGAAAAUGGAUAUAUUAGAAGAGGUUGGUUGCUUGGGGACAGUGCAUACCCUCUGAAAAAUUAUCUGAUGACACCAGUCCUUAACCCAAGCAAUCCCCGUGAAUUAGCUUACAACGAUGCGCAUGCUAAGACGAGAAACCCUAUUGAAAGAAGCUUCGGAGUGCUUAAAAUGCGCUUUCGCUGCAUUGAUCAUUCUGGUGGAACGCUUCUGUUUCAUCCAACAAGAGCAUGUAGAAUUGUGACUGCCUGUGUUGUUCUGCACAACUUGUGCACUGAUCACAAUGUUCCGGUGCCACAAGCACAAAAUCCUGGGGCAUAUCAACUUAGUCCACCAGAUAACUACGUCUAUCAAGGACCCAAUAAUGACGGAGCCGAGAUCCGCCAAAGAUUGAUUCUCUCUAGAUUUUAA